AUGACUGCCGGCCUGGAGAAAGCCUGCCACCGAUGCAUAUCUAAGAUUGCCAGCAAUGCAUGCUUUAUAUUUGGGCUCCUCGCUUUCCUUGCCUUACCACUGUCCAUGACCUUUACAGGAAUGAAGUUUUUGGAAGAUUGCCCAGUUCAGCCAUUAAUUCCAUUAUAUCUCUUGGUGGGUGGCGUGAUUGGCAGCUUAAAGGUGACUCUCCUGCUGUACGACUCAACCAGGAUGAGGCAGCUGCUUUCCAAGUCUGUUGUGAUUGAUGAUGAUGACGAUGACGAAUAUCCCUGGAGGCAGAAUGCUCACAAGUACUACAUCCAUCUAACCCUCAGCCUUUUCCUCUUCCUCUGGUUCAUUCUUGGGAACUACUGGGUUUUUUCUGUGUACCUGCCAAAUUUCAUCCCACCUUUCCAUCAGCCUCAGGAUUACUGUGACAAAACCCUGUACAUUUUUGCUGUUGGUGUUCUCAUUAUUAGCCAUACUGUUCUCUUUCUCCUUAUCUUUUGUAGCUGCUGCAUAUAUUGUUUUUCCAGACAAAGAUACUCUUCUGAGGAAGACUAA
Molecule: messenger RNA, 564 nt
Organism: Gavia stellata (red-throated loon)
Lineage: Eukaryota; Metazoa; Chordata; Aves; Gaviiformes; Gaviidae
Gene: TMEM272
Product: transmembrane protein 272
Exons: 4
Coding region: 1-564 (187 amino acids)
Source: RefSeq, a predicted model, not a curated record